AUGGCGAACGCGAGCGAGCCGGGCGGCGGCGGCGGCGAGGCGGCCGCCCUGGGCCUCAAGCUGGCCACGCUCAGCCUGCUGCUGUGCGUGAGCCUCGCGGGCAACGUGCUGUUCGCGCUGCUGAUCGUGCGGGAGCGCAGCCUGCACCGCGCCCCGUACUACCUGCUGCUCGACCUGUGCCUGGCCGACGGGCUGCGCGCGCUCGCCUGCCUCCCGGCCGUCAUGCUGGCGGCGCGGCGGGCAGCGGCCGCCGCGGGGGCGCCGCCGGGCGCGCUGGGCUGCAAGCUGCUCGCCUUCCUGGCCGCGCUCUUCUGCUUCCACGCCGCCUUCCUGCUGCUCGGCGUGGGCGUCACCCGCUACCUGGCCAUAGCGCACCACCGCUUCUACGCCGAGCGCCUGGCCGGCUGGCCAUGCGCCGCCAUGCUGGUGUGCGCCGCCUGGGCGCUGGCGCUGGCCGCGGCCUUCCCGCCCGUGCUGGACGGCGGCGGCGGCGGCGACGACGAGGACGCGCCGUGCGCCCUGGAGCAGCGGCCCGACGGCGCCCCGGGCGCGCUGGGCUUCCUACUGCUGCUGGCCGUGGUGGUGGGCGCCACGCACCUCGUCUACCUCCGCCUGCUCUUCUUCAUCCACGAUCGCCGCAAGAUGCGGCCCGCGCGCCUCGUGCCCGCCGUCAGCCACGACUGGACCUUCCACGGCCCCGGCGCCACCGGCCAGGCGGCCGCCAACUGGACGGCGGGCUUCGGCCGCGGGCCCACGCCGCCCGCGCUCGUGGGCAUCCGGCCGGCCGGGCCCGGCCGCGGCGCGCGCCGCCUCCUCGUGCUCGAGGAGUUCAAGACAGAGAAGAGGCUGUGCAAGAUGUUCUAUGCCAUCACGCUGCUCUUCCUGCUCCUCUGGGGGCCCUACGUCGUGGCCAGUUACCUGCGGGUCCUGGUGCGGCCCGGCGCUGUCCCCCAGGCCUACCUGACGGCCUCCGUGUGGCUGACCUUCGCGCAGGCCGGCAUCAACCCCGUCGUGUGCUUCCUGUUCAACAGAGAGCUCAGGGACUGCUUCCGGGCCCAGUUCCCCUGCUGCCAGAGCCCCCAGGCCACCCAGGCCACCCUCCCCUGCGACUUGAAAGGCAUCGGUUUAUAAGUGGCUCUCCCGCCACCUGCACCCCAACCCGGCCUCUCCCUUUGGCUUGGACAGUGACGUCUUUUCUCCCCCUUCUGCCCCCUGUUUAAUUUUCUGAGCUGCCUUCAAAACGGCUCUCGAAGUGCAUCAUCACUAGAAUUGUACAGACCCCUUUUGGGGGAGGGUUUUGAAGUCCCAGCCCCACCCCCGCUCCUUGCGAUUGUCCUCCUAAAUAUAUUUUCAUCCUGACAGUAGGCCCUGGAGUCUUGGUACUGGCACUGAUGUCUUUUAUUCCAUGAGUUACUUUUUUUUUUUUUUUCCAAUAAAGGCUAAACUAAUUUUCUUCAUGCAACCUUUCCUAAAGACCAUGGCCAGUUUUCUACAGAAGCUAUUUUUGACAACCUCAAGUGGCAUUACAUUUUGCAGUGAGGUAGAGGAACCCAGGGGGACUUCACAAGUUCGAUUUCUUGAGGGUCUUCUGUUGGCAGCAGGAGAAAGAGGGAAAGUUGUCUCAAGUUCCCUCUGAAUUGCCAUCGGUGGGGUCAGUUGGACUGCUCUGGUUCUUUGAAGGCGCUGAGAAUUUUGUUCAGUAUUGAUAUUGAAUUUAAAGAGCAGAAAUGGGAACGAGUAGCAAGGCAGUCAUUUUUAGUCAGUAACAAGUUAACACAAGAUUUGUUUCCUACCUUGCUUCAUACUACUAGGAAAUGCCCGUCAGCAACAACUGCUCUUUGUAUCAUACCAAUCUUGAGUGGAAACAUUUCUGUAAAACUGUACCUUUCAAAAGAGUAAAAAGUGUUUUGGUUAGUAAUGGUGUGGAGAAGAUACAGUAUUGCAUGUUUUCGUAUGUACUGAUUGUGGUUCACGGAUUGGGAGGGCUCAGAGACAAGCAGAGUACUAAAUCAAAACUGUUUAGGUAUUUUUUGCCAAUAAAAAUUAAAAUAAUUUUAGGGAAACAGUUUGUGCUUUGAAGAGCCCAGUUUUAUUCUGUCUUAUGAAACUAAUUGCCACUUUGAAAAUUGUUAUUCUUUUGUUCAUGGUAUAAA
Messenger RNA from Eubalaena glacialis (North Atlantic right whale), 2153 nucleotides. RefSeq names its product G protein-coupled receptor 27 (gene GPR27). The transcript has a single exon. Bases 1 to 1131 code for a protein of 376 amino acids. Gene Ontology annotation, molecular function: G protein-coupled receptor activity. The record is from RefSeq and is a predicted model, not a curated record. Lineage: Eukaryota; Metazoa; Chordata; Mammalia; Artiodactyla; Balaenidae. Gene Ontology annotation, biological process: G protein-coupled receptor signaling pathway. Gene Ontology annotation, cellular component: plasma membrane.